Molecule: messenger RNA, 885 nt
Organism: Penicillium maclennaniae
Lineage: Eukaryota; Fungi; Ascomycota; Eurotiomycetes; Eurotiales; Aspergillaceae
Product: transcription factor TFIIE subunit TFA2
Exons: 1
Coding region: 1-885 (294 amino acids)
Biological process (GO): transcription initiation at RNA polymerase II promoter
Cellular component (GO): transcription factor TFIIE complex
Source: RefSeq, a predicted model, not a curated record
AUGUCUUACCUUCAGAAUCAACUCAAGAGCUUCAACGCCAGCGUCAUGGAGUCGGCGAACCGCAUGCCUCAGCAGAGACGUAUGGCCAACAACGCCCCAGCCUCCGCCACCAGCUCACAGGUUCCUUCAUCUGCGCCGACUCCAUCCUCUAAUGCUGUCGACGCCAAGAAAAAGCGGCAUGACGUGGAUAUCGUUUACUCGCAGCCCGCGAACACGGGUACUGGAAAGGAUAUCAUGACCCAGGUGCUUUUUGCGAUCGAGCACAUGAAGUCGAAAGGUGUGCCGCUCAAGUUUGCCGAUAUCGUGUCCUACCUUUCCCUGCAACACCGAGCGAAUGAUCCGGGAUAUGUUCAAGCACUCCGACGAAUCCUACAAAAACACGAGAAGGUCGACUUUGAUCCAAGCGGGGCAGGCGGCGAAGGCACCUUUGCUUUCCGUCCGCCUCACAACGUGCGUAACCCUGAGCAGCUUCUUCGGAAGCUCCAAUCUCAGACUACUGCGACUGGUAUGAGUGUGCGCGAGCUACGUGAGGGCUGGCCAAAUGUCGAGGACGCCAUUAACCAGAUGGAGAAGGAAGGGAAGCUCCUGGUCACUCGCAACAAGAAGGAUGACCACGCCAAGAUGAUCUGGGCCAAUGACCCUUCGCUGAUUGAGCACUUUGAUGACGAAUUCAAACAGAUCUGGGAGAAGAUCAAAAUCCCGGACCCGCAGGCUGUCAAGGAGGCCUUGGAUAAGGCUGGCAUCGUCCCGACGAACAAGAACAAAGUGGUCAAGCCCCGGAUGAAGGUAGAGGCAAAGAAGACCAAGAAGCCACGCCGUAGCGGCAAGACGACCAACACCCACAUGAUGGGUAUUCUGAGGGACUACUCGCACCUCAAGCGGUGA